AUGACUGUAUAUGCACAUACGAACGAGGGUGUUCGACCUAGUCUGCCUACGUGCGUCGAUCGUCCGAUUCUCGACUGCAGCCUACCUGCGUGUAAACUAUUGCGCGCUUCGUUAAGUCUGCCUAUCUGCGUGAAAGUGAUACGCGGAAAGAGGCCGCGUUCAGAACUAACUAUUAUUUACGUGAUAGGGAAGAAGAUAUUGUGGAUGAUGAUAUAUUUGGAUAUAACGGCAAUUUCCCUGCUCUGCGUGGUGUCGUUGAUCGGGCAUCACCAAGCUCGCGCGGUGGUGAACAAAGCGCAGUCCCAGACGGUGGCCAACAACCGGGAGGAAGAGAAACGGAACGAGAUCAAGGCCGACGAGAGGAUAAGCAACUCGUACGGCCCACCACCGGACGAUUCGUACGGGCCUCCGCUCGGCUCGAGCUCGAAAGGGCCAGCGCCGGUGUACGGGCCGCCGGAGUUGGUCGGCGAUCACGGGCCAACGCCCGUGUACCCUCCACCUCCGCCCGACGUUCCACCGCCUGUGUGGAACGGGCCCUUGCCCUCCUACGGCCCACCCCCGCGAAACGUCAAGCCGUUGAAACAAACUUUCGCCCCUCCCCUCUCCCCUUUCCCCGCCAAGCUCGCCUACGCCUCGCUCAAACUCCACCACCACGGCCCACCCAAGCAACACUACGGCCCUCCCUAUUCCUCCUUCCCCUCCUCGCUCAGGCCGCCGAAACCCCACUACGGCCCGCCCUUCAAACUCAACACGCAACACUACGGGCCCCCCCCCGUCAUCCCCCUGUCGUUCGACACCACGUACGAGGUGCUCCCCCAAAAGGUGGCCGUCCAGUUCGUUUCCCAACCGAGCCACGGACAACCGCCCCCGCCACCGGUCGUCCCCCCGCCCGGCGUCCCGGCACCGCCGACACCCCCCGACAUCAAGUACGACGGGUGGCAACCGAUCGCGGGAUCGUCGUCGAGGCAACAGGGGGGCGCCUCGACGAUCGACGAGCACGACAACAACAACGAGUUGGAGGGAUCGUCGCGCGUUCAACAGUCGGGAACGGGCAACGGGAUCGCGGAGGGCACGCAGAGCGUGCCGAGCGACUCCUACGGCGUGCCGAUCCACAGCCCGGAGGCUCAAGACUUGAAGAGCUCGGUGAAGUCCGGGUCGAGCAGCAGCAAAGGUUUGCCACCGCCGCCGUUGCCCGAGUACGAGCCGUUCCACAACGAGAGGCCGCCCCACGAGGAUCGUCGGAACAACGCCGCGCAACAAGGUCAGGUGAAUUUGCGGUACGAGGCGGCCACGAACGCGGACCACCACCCGCCGCCGCUCUCCAUCGUCGGAUUCGAAUUGUUGCCCACCGUUCCCUCGCCCAUCGUCCUCCCCUCCGACCCCCUCGCCGGCCCCCUUCUGAAACUUCCUGGAACGGAGGCAGACGCUCCUCGCGCGUUCCACAACAACGAUUUGUCGGUCCAGCUGUCGGUGGUCAACGCGCCACCUACGUCCAUUAACUACGGCCCUCCGCCACCGCUCCCCCACCUAGCCCCGUUCAAGCCCAACUCCAUCGAGUCCGGAAUACCGUUGCCACCGCCCCCCGUCUUCGACUCCUACGGUUCACCUCCACCCUCCUCCUACUCGCCCAACGGACCCUACCCCUCCUCCUUCUCCUCCUUCGCCCUCCACGCCUCCCCUCCCCCCCUCCACAAGCACCACCACCGACCCCUCAGGCACCCCCUCUCACCCCCAGCCUCCCUGAUCCCGCCCAGGAACCGGGAACCCGUCAAGUUCAGAGAGUUCGAGCCGCCGAUCGGAUUGCUGAACCGAUACUUUCCCCAGCCAUCCAGGCAUUCGGUCGAUUCGGUCAAAUCUCCCCUCCUCCUCCCGUCGUCCUCGUCCUCGUUCGGCGUCGACGGGCAACAGCUGCCCUCCCUUCACGCCCCCCUCGCUUUCAAAAAUACCGCCCUCGACCCGCCGCCGAUAGCCGCAGCCCCGAACGCCCGAUACGGGACCCCGCUCUCGUUCGGCGGCUUCAACACCCCGUCCCCGGUGUUGACGUACGGGGCGCCCAACUUCGGCCCCGCCACCUCCUUCGUCUCCACCUCGACCGGGUUCGGGAACAAUUUGUACGAUGCCGUGGGCAACGUGGCCGUCACGACCACGUACGGCACCCCGCUAGUCAAUUUACCGUCGUUGUCGACAGGUGGUGGCCACGAUUGCGGUUUCCAGGUCGAGAGCGGGGCGACGCCGCUCGACCAGGCCUUCGCCCUCCCCCUGCUCGAUCAUCUCCCUCCUCCCCGAUCAUCGCCCACCGGCCAUCGCCUCGCCCUGCGCGAUUACCAGCAACCGAGCAGCGUCGAUCUCAAGGACAGUUACGGGGCCCCGAUCGCGACCUACAACAACGCCGCUGACAACGCGUUGUCCAGCAGCCACUCGGUCGUCGAGCUCGCCGACUCGGUCCUCUCCGCGCCCCACGAUCCAUCCUCCUCCUCUUCCUCUUCUUCCUCCCCCUCCUCAGCGGAGGAAUCGGUGGACCAGUUUCUCAACACCCAGGAGGGGAGCGAGGCUCUCUCCCUCGCGGCCAAGGGUCUCGCGGUGAACGGAGGGGACGGUUUCGAGGUGCAGGGCUCGAAGGGGACGUACACGUUGCAGAUACAAGCGGCGGACGGGGGAUUCGGGGCCGAGAACUCGGACGGGAGUAUAAGGCACGAUCAGGUGUUGUCCAACGGCCUUCUCCAGGACAUCCUCGCGGCUAUCGAGCAGCCCGACCAAGGGCGGGUGGUGGAGGUGCAAGGUCGGCCCGAGGCGCAGCAGUUGCAACGGGUGUACAACGAGGCGCGAGGGGGGACGAGCAAGGACGAGGAGGUUGGGAAAGACUCGAAACUCGCGGUGGAACGAGAAUCCGCGGGAAACGAGGCUGUUGCUCUCUUCUUCGACAAUCGGUACGGCGACUCGACGAGGAAGGAGAUAAGAUCGGUGGGCGAGAACGAUCGAAACCUAAUUGGAUCGUGA
Molecule: messenger RNA, 2997 nt
Organism: Apis florea (little honeybee)
Lineage: Eukaryota; Metazoa; Arthropoda; Insecta; Hymenoptera; Apidae
Source: RefSeq, a predicted model, not a curated record